This is a messenger RNA of Lathyrus oleraceus (garden pea), 576 nucleotides long. RefSeq lists its product as uncharacterized. Gene Ontology annotation, molecular function: nucleic acid binding. Gene Ontology annotation, biological process: DNA integration. NCBI's taxonomy places the organism in Eukaryota, Viridiplantae, Streptophyta, Magnoliopsida, Fabales, Fabaceae. The record is from RefSeq and is a predicted model, not a curated record. Bases 1 to 576 code for a protein of 191 amino acids. The transcript has a single exon.
AUGGAUCAAGGAUCAGUAUUUACUGGUCGGAAAAUGCAGGAAUUCGCCAUGGAAAUAGAUUUCAAAUUGUUAGCGUCAACACCCUAUUAUGCUCAGGCCAAUGGACAAGUCGAAGCUGCCAAUAAGGUGAUCAUUGAUUUGAUUAAAAAACAUGUAGGGAAGAAGCCUAAGAAUUGUUACAAGACUCUAGACCAAAUUUUAUGGGCAUGUCGUACGUUUCCUAAAGAGGCUACCAAGUCGACCCCCUUUCGCCUAACUUUUGGCCAUGAUGUUGUCUUGCCAGUAGAAAUCCACCUACAAUCCCUAAGGAUUCAGAGACAACAUGAACUCACAACGGAAUCAUAUUGGAGCAUGAUGUUGGAUGAAUUGGUCGAUUUGGACGAGGAAAGGUUAAGUGCCUUAGAAUUACUAAGGCAACAAAAGAAAAGGAUAGAAGUCUCUUAUAAUAAGAAAGUGAAAGUUAAAAGUUUUACGCCUGAAGAUUUGGUCUGGAAAGUGAUCCUUCCAAUGGAUCGAAAAGAUAGAGCCUUGGGGAAGUGGCCGCCAAAUUGGGAAGGUCCUUUCCAAAUUCUGUAG